CGAGCUGUGCCAUUUCAACAAAAUAUAUACUUAGAGUCCCCCCCUUUUUUACAAGUCGAGAGAAGAAGCGAUUGAAUGAAGAAAAAAAUAAGAGAAGAAAAAGGACACUUUCAACGUCCUUUUUUCGCUUUCCGCCCGGCCAAAUCCACUUUGUGCGUGUGCCGAAGAAGCACUCCGACAAUCCCCUCCCUCCUUUUUUUAGUUCUUCCUGCGCCUAAAUAUAUUUUUUUAUUUAUUUCUAAAUAGAUCUCCUCCCUUUUAUUUUUUCCUCUCUCCCUCUUACCCGAUUUUCUCCUUAAAAAAAUUUUUUUUUCUUGGAAAAUUUUUUUUUCUUUUUUUUUCUUGGAGGCUUUCCCCUCCCUUUUCCCCUUAAAUAUAUUUUUAGCUCAUAUUUCGGCACAGAAAUAAAAUUUAAUUUUUUAUAAAAAUUAUUUAGAAGGGAGAGAGACCUUUUAAAGUAUGUACUAGUUGUUUUUGGGGGUAGAUUACUCUUUGUUUUUGCGUGUUCUUCAAA
This is a messenger RNA of Meloidogyne enterolobii, 514 nucleotides long. Lineage: Eukaryota; Metazoa; Nematoda; Chromadorea; Rhabditida; Meloidogynidae. The record is from the annotation of a GenBank genome assembly.